AUGGAAGACAUGGACCAGUCGCCUCUGGUCUCCUCGUCCUCGGACAGCCCGCCUCGGCCUCAGCCCGCGUUCAAGUACCAGUUCGUGAAGGAGCCCGAGGAAGAAGAGGAAGAGGAGGAGGAGGAGGAAGACGAGGACGAGGACGAGGACCUGGAGGAGCUGGAGGUGCUAGAGCGGAAGCCCGCCGCCGCGCUGUCGGCGGCCCCGGUGGCCGCCGCCGCCGCCGCCACCCCGGCUCGUGCGCCCCUGCUGGACUUCGGCAAUGAUUUCGUGCCCCCGGCGCCCCGGGGGCCCCUGCCGGCCGCGCCCCUCGCCGCUCCGGAGCGGCAGCCGUCUUGGGACCCGAGCCCCGUGUCGUCGGCGGUGCCCGCGCCCUCCCCACCCCCCGUUACAGCAGACUCGCCCUCCAAGCUCUCUGAGGACGAGGAGCCUCCGGCCCGGCCUCCCCCUCCUCCACCGGCCGACGUGAGCCCUCAGGCCGAGCCCGCGUGGACCCCGGCUGCCCCAGCCCCCGCCGCGCCCCCCUCCACGCCGGCCGCGCCCAAACGCAGGGGCUCCUCGGGCUCAGUGGAUGAGACACUUUUUGCUCUUCCUGCUGCAUCUGAGCCUGUGAUACACUCCUCUGCAGAAAAAAUUAUGGAUUUGAAGGAGCAGCCAGGUAACACUGUUUCUGCUGGUCAAGAGGAUUUUCCGUCUGUCCUGCUUGAAACUGCUGCUUCUCUUCCUUCUUUAUCUCCUCUCUCAGCUGCUGCUUUUAAAGAACGUGAAUACCUUGGUGAUUUACCAGCAGUACUACCCACUGAAGGAACACUUCCAGAAAUUUCAAAUGAAACUUCCAAAGCAUUCUCAGAGAAGACAAAAAAUCCAUUUGUAGAGAGAAAUUUAACAGAGUUUUCAGAAUUGGAAUACUCAGAAAUGGAAUCAUCAUUCAGUGGCUCUCAAAAAACAGAACCUGCCAUAACAGUAGCAAAUCCUAGGGACGAAAUAGUUGUGAGGAGUAAAGAUAAAGAAGAGGACUUAGUUAGUCGUAACAUCCUUCAUACUCAGCAGGAGUUAUCUACAGUCCUUACGAAAUCAGUUAAAGAAGAAGAUAGAGUUCUGUCUCCAGAAAAAACAAAGGACAGUUUUAAUGAAAAGGGAAUUGCAGCAGAAGCUUCUAUGAGGGAGGAAUAUGCAGACUUCAAACCAUUUGAGCGUGUAUGGGAAGUAAAAGAUACUUACAAGCAAGAUAGUGAUGUUUUGGCUGCUGGAGGUAGUAUAGAGAGCAAAUGGGAAGAUAAAGUGGAUAAGAAACGUUUUUCAGAUAGCCUUGAACCAACAAGUCAUGAAAAAGAAAGUGAAAGCAGUAAUGAUGACACUUCAUUUCCCAGUACACCAGAAGCUAUAAAAGGUGGUUCAGGAGCAUACAUCACAUGUGCUCCCUUUCACCCAACAACAACUGAGAAUGUUUCAACAAACAUUUUUCCCUUGUUGGAAGAUCAUACUUCGGAAAAUAAGACAGAUGAAAAAAAGAUAGAAGAAAAAAAGGCACAAAUUGUAACAGAGAAGAAUGCAAGCGCCAAAACAUCAAACCCUUUCCUUAUGGCAGCACAGGAUUCGAAGGCAGAUUACGUUACAACAGAUCAUGUGUCAAAGGUGACCGAGGAAGUAGUGGCAAACAUGCCUGAAGGUCUAACCCCAGAUUUGGUUCAGGAAGCAUGUGAAAGUGAAUUGAAUGAAGCUACUGGUACAAAAAUUGCAUUUGAAACAAAAAUGGACCUGGUUCAAACUUCAGAAGCUGUGCAGGAGUCACUUUACCCUGUAACACAGCUUUGCCCAUCUUUUGAAGAAUCUGAAGCUACUCCUUCACCGGUUUUGCCUGACAUUGUCAUGGAAGCACCAUUAAAUUCUGUAGUUCCUAGUGCUGGUGCUUCUGCAGCGCAGCUCAGUUCAUCCCCAUUAGAAACUCCUCCUUCAGUUAAUUAUGAAAGCAUAAAGUUUGAGCCUGAAAAUCCCCCACCAUAUGAGGAGGCCAUGAAUGUCUCACUCAAAAAAGAAUCAGGAAUGAAGGAAGAAAUCACAGAGCCUGAAAGUAUCAGUGUAGCUGUUCAGGAAACAGAAGCUCCUUACAUAUCUAUUGCAUGUGAUUUAAUUAAAGAAACAAAGAUCUCUACUGAACCAACUCCAGAUUUCUCUAGUUAUUCAGAAAUAGCAGAAGUUGCACAGCCAGUGCCCGAGCAUUCUGAGCUAGUUGAAGAUUCCUCCCCUGAUUCUGAACCAGUUGACUUAUUUAGUGAUGAUUCAAUACCCGAAGUUCCACAAAAACAAGAUGAAGCUGUAAUACUUGGGAAAGAAAAUCUCAUUGAAAUUUCAUCUGAGUCAAUGACAGGACAUGAAAAUAAGGGAAAACUCAGCACUUCACCACCACCUGAGGGAGGAAAACCGUAUUUGGAGUCUUUUCAGCCCAGUUUAGGCAUCACAAAAGAUACCUUAGCACCUGAUGAAGUUUCAGCAUUGACCCAAAAGGAGAAAAUCCCUUUGCAGAUGGAGGAGCUCAAUACUGCAGUUUAUUCAAGUGAUGGCUUAUUCAUUGCUCAGGAAGCAAACCUAAGAGAAAGUGAAACAUUUUCAGAUUCAUCUCCAAUUGAGAUUAUAGAUGAGUUCCCUACUUUUGUCAGUUCUAAAGCAGAUUCUUCUCCUACAUUAGCCAGGGAAUACACUGACCUAGAAGUAUCCCACAAAAGUGAAAUUGCUGACAUCCAGGAUGGAGCUGGGUCAUUGGCUUGUGCAGGAUUGCCCCAUGACCUUUCUUUCAAGAGUAUACAACCUAGAGAGGAAGAAGUUCAUGUCCCAGAUGAGUUCUCCAAAGAUAGGGGUGAUGUUUCAAAGGUGCCCAUACUGCCUCCAGAUGUUUCUGCUUUGGAUGCUCAAGCAGAGGUAGGCAGCAUAGAAAAACCCAAAGUUCUUGUGAAAGAAGCUGAGAAAAAACUUCCUUCUGAUACACAAAAAGAGCGAAGAUCACCAUCUGCUAUAUUUUCAACAGAGCUGAGUAAAACUUCAGUUGUCGACCUCCUCUACUGGAGAGACAUUAAGAAGACUGGAGUGGUGUUUGGUGCCAGCUUAUUCCUGCUGCUCUCACUGACAGUAUUCAGCAUUGUGAGUGUAACGGCCUACAUUGCCUUGGCCCUGCUCUCUGUGACUAUCAGCUUUAGGAUAUAUAAGGGUGUGAUCCAGGCUAUCCAGAAAUCUGAUGAAGGCCACCCAUUCAGGGCAUAUUUGGAAUCUGAAGUUGCUAUAUCUGAGGAGUUGGUUCAGAAGUACAGUAAUUCUGCUCUUGGUCAUGUGAACUGCACAAUAAAAGAACUCAGACGCCUCUUCUUAGUUGAUGAUUUAGUUGAUUCUCUGAAGUUUGCAGUGUUGAUGUGGGUAUUUACCUAUGUUGGUGCCUUGUUCAAUGGUCUGACUCUACUAAUUUUGGCUCUGAUUUCACUCUUCAGUGUUCCUGUUAUUUAUGAACGGCAUCAGGCGCAAAUAGAUCAUUAUCUAGGACUUGCAAAUAAGAAUGUUAAAGAUGCUAUGGCUAAAAUCCAAGCAAAAAUCCCUGGAUUGAAGCGUAAAGCUGAAUGA
Messenger RNA from Rangifer tarandus platyrhynchus (Svalbard reindeer), 3606 nucleotides. NCBI's taxonomy places the organism in Eukaryota, Metazoa, Chordata, Mammalia, Artiodactyla, Cervidae. The record is from the annotation of a GenBank genome assembly.